CAUGAGUUCAGUUUAGAACGGACAAUCCCGGGGUCGCUACGUCAGUCUGGUGUCCCAUUGGGAUGUAUCCUCGGUACUUCCCGGUUUCCCACCAGCAUCGCCCAGAAGCCGCCUGUUGCCCACGCUGGAGCCCUGGAGAGCCCACGGCCGCUGGCGACCACUUCUCCAGCUGUCCGUAAUGUGAGAUCAGAACUCGCCGCCCGAAAUCAUAUCACACUUUCUGCAUCUGUAAGAAGCUUCCUAAAAUCAAUGAACGACUUCAGCCUGUCUGAUCCUGUGCCGAAAGCGGACCGCGGUGCCGCGGAGCUGGCUUGGAUAACUUGGUUCAAUGAGUGAAAGUGGCUGUUUUAAGAUGCUCUGGAAAUCGCCUCUCGGCUCAGAUACCCAGUGAGUCUGUCAGCUGUCUACACCAUGGAUCAAAUGUUUAAGGCUGUUCUGUUCCUGUAUGUGGCAGAGUCUGCCUUUGCCAAGGAACCCAUCCAACCUGCGGUCAACAUCGCUGUUAUACUUGGAGGCUCUUGGUACCACAUGGAAUUCAAAGGUAGCUUCAAUGGAGACAUCUUCCAAGACCUGCCCAUACAAAUCAACACUGUCACACUAAUAAUGAACAACACUAAUCCCAGCAGUCUGAUCUCAAACAUCUGCGAGGUGCUGCCCAGAUCCAGGAUCCACGCCAUUAUCUUUGAGGACGUUAUUGAAUCUGAGGCUGUGGCGUUGAUUCUGGACUUCAUGUCUGCACACGUCUCAGUACCCAUCAUCGGAAUGAACAGAGGUUCCACACUUGUGCUGAAUCCAAAGGCCCAUCGCUCUGCAUUUCUCCAGCUAGGGGCUUCUGUGGAACAUCAGAUCAGGGUCAUAUUCAAAGUAAUGGAAGAGUAUGACUGGGGGAGCUUUGCCAUCAUCACCAGCUUCUUCCCUGGAUAUUUGGAGUUUCUGGACCACAUCAGGCUUCAUGUUGACACCAGCUAUUUUGAGUGGGAAGUUGUACAGACUCUUACGCUGGAAAUGACGCGAGAUGGCAACGAUUCAACAACCAAGCGGCUUCUCCAGCAGAUUGAUGCACAAGUUCUGAUUCUGUACUGCUCGCGACAGGAGGCGGAGUACCUUUUCGAAAUGGCUGACCAGGCAGAUCUCUUAGGCCCAAGCUAUGUCUGGAUACUUUCCAGUAUUGCAGUUGGCAACCCAGAACAGGUGGCAAAGCAAUUCCCUGCAGGCUUGAUCAGUGUAAUGACAGAGCGGUGGAAGAUGAGCGUCAGGGAAAGGGUGCUGGAUGGCAUGGCAAUCAUCGCAAAGAGUGCAGAGAACCUUUACAAAACAUAUGGAUAUAUUCCUGAAGCAAGAGCUGAUUGCAUGAAUCCGGUUCAAGGGGGCAUGGAGAGCAUAUUGUACAGGCACAUGUUGAAUGUUAGCUGGGGAAGUAAAGAAUUCUCUUUCAAUGAGGAUGGAUAUUUGGUGAGACCACCGAUGGUUGUAUUGAAGUUGAACAAUGGCAGGUUUUGGGAGCAGGUUGGGAGAUGGAAAAAUGGCCUGAUAAGGAUGAAAUAUCCAGUGUGGCCAAGAUACACGGCAUUCCAGGAGCCUGUUCUCGACAGUGAUCAUCUAACUGUUGCCACGUUAGAGGAGAGACCCUUUGUGAUUGUUGAGGAAGUGGAUUCUGAAAAUGGCGCAUGUGUGCGGAACACAGUUCCCUGCAGGAAGCAAGUGAACCUCAGUGACAGUGUUGUUGAUGGAUAUACCAAGUUGUGUUGUAAGGGAUUCUGCAUUGAUAUACUAAAGAAACUCGCCAAAACAAUCAAGUUUUCCUAUGACCUUUACCUUGUGACCAAUGGAAAGCAUGGAAAGAUUGUGCAUGGGACGUGGAACGGAAUGAUUGGCGAGGUGUUCUAUCGGAGGGCAGAUAUGGCCAUUGGCUCACUGACGAUAAACGAGGAACGCUCUGCAAUUGUGAGUUUUUCUGUUCCCUUUGUGGAGACUGGGAUUAGCGUGAUGGUUGCCAGGAGCAACGGGACAGUCUCCCCAUCGGCUUUCCUUGAGCCCUACAGUCCAGCUGUGUGGAUGAUGAUGUUUGUGAUGUGCCUGAUGGUAGUUGCUCUCACUGUCUGUGUUUUCGAGUACUACAGCCCUGUCGGAUAUAACCAAAACCUCCAGAGUGGCAAGAUUACAGGGGGUCCAACAUUUACCAUAGGCAAAUCGGUGUGGCUUCUCUGGGCAUUGGUCUUCAACAACUCUGUCCCCAUUGAAAAUCCCAAAGGUACAACCAGCAAAAUCAUGGUCCUAAUCUGGGCCUUCUUCGCCGUCAUCUUCCUGGCAAGUUACACCGCAAACCUGGCAGCAUUCAUGAUCCAAGAGCAAUUCAUUGACACCGUCUCAGGCCUCAGCGACAGGAAGUUUCAGAAACCUCAGGAUCAAUACCCGGCAUUUCGAUUUGGCACAGUUCCCAACGGCAGCACCGAGAGGAACAUCAAAAACAACUACCCAGAUAUGCACUCCUACAUGACCAGAUACAACCAACGUUCAGUGGAGGAUGCUCUGGCUAACCUGAAAUCAGGGAAGCUUGAUGCAUUUAUUUAUGAUGCAGCUGUUCUCAACUACAUGGCUGGGAAGGAUGAAGGCUGUAAGCUUGUUACCAUUGGAAGUGGAAAGGUAUUUGCCACAACUGGUUAUGGGAUUGCUCUGCAAAAAAAUUCCAGAUGGAAGCGAGCCAUUGACUUGGCCCUUUUGCAGUUUCUGGGUGACGGAGAUAUACACAAGUUACACACUGUCUGGCUGACAGGGAUCUGUGAGAAGGAGAAGAAUGAGGCGAUGAGCAGCAAACUCGAUAUCGAUAACAUGGCUGGUGUCUUCUAUAUGUUGCUCGUGGCCAUGGGCCUCAGCCUGCUCGUCUUUGCCUGGGAACAUUUGGUGUAUUGGAAGCUGAGGCACCAUGUGAAAGAAGCUAGCAAAACUGAUUGUCUGCUAGCUGUCAGCAGGGGAGUUUACAGCUGUUUCAGUGGUGUCCAGGUGGUCCCCAGCCCACUCCACAUUGCAUCUCCUAUCAUCUCUUCCAACUUUUCUCAGGCCAGCGUGCUGAAGAUGCUACAAGCUGCCAAGGACUUGGCCUCCUCCACAAAUAUAGAAAGUUCUCUGGAGAGUGAACCCAAGGCCACAGGGUUGUGGGCACCGGCAGGUGAUGACAUUGCCAGUGAUCUUCCUAAAGGCCCAUUGCAGAAUAUCAAAGGCGCACAUUCCACCGAGAGGAGGCCUACUGCCAGCGUACUGCCCACCCACUACCCAUCAUUGCUAAGACCCCCAACAUCGGUUUCACACCCACUCACUGCCGUCAGAACAUCUCCCGACAAAGAGGCAGUCUGGCUGAAUCAGACAGUUACUAAAUACAAACACAGGUCAAUCAGCAAUCGUCUUACUCCAAGGUCAACUGUAAACAACAUCCCACAUCCCAUUUGUCCUAGUGAGCUUCCCAUGCUUUCUCAACACAGCAAGGAAUUUGAUGAGAGAAAGAAUAUGAAGUCCUCUAGUAUCCCAUUUAUCUACAGUGAUGAAUAUUUACAGGAUAUUUACAACAGAAAAUAUUUCAGAAGGAGACUUCCCUUGCCUUGCAGGAAGCUAGCCCAUCCUACAGACACUGCAUCUGGUCAGAGUGGGUCAGAGGUCACUAUCCUAAAACCUUCCGUUGGAAUGGAUGAGAGAUGGCUUAUGGCAAACCUGCAUCCCUGUGUUUCAUAUUCCAGGCAGGAAAACCACAGGCCCUGCAGCAGGUGUUACCCUGGGCUGCAACCACAGAAACUACCCCUAAUGACCAGGCGAUCAUCAUACAUUAGAGCAACAAAGGGCGAGGAGGAAACCACAAGAUUUCAGGUCAAACUAGCAAAUUUGAAGUCAGGGUCACAAGGAGAGGUUGUUGGGCCAUUCCACAGUCAUGACAGUAAGAUUCUGAAACCUGAUAGGAAAACUACCAAUGUCAGGGAAGGACUCCCAGACCACAGGAGGAGGCAUCUGGACCUCAGUACACCCAGAAAGCUCAAGUAUUCGCUGUCUGCCAGGCUUCCCUCCUACAGAGAGGCCUGUCUGCAAAGCUCAGCGAGCCUGAGAUGUGCCUCCCUGGCACUGCAGCAUCACUCAUGGCCCAGGCCCUCUCUGUAUGUCUGGCAGCAGAGAUGGGGCUCACAGCACCACCGCUGGUUGGCUGGCUCUGAGGACUGCUCCUGUGACAGGAGCAUUCACAUGAAGUACUUGGAAAGAAAGACCAUGCACCAGGGCAGCACUCUCAGGCAUCCCGCAGUUGGCACAUGCAAGACCAUCCAACGUGGAACAAGGGCCACAAGCAGCUUCAACCUGGAGCUGAGAAGUGCAGAAGACAAUUCCCCUCGUUUGAGAAAAUGCGCGAGGAUUUUAAGCUUGGAAUCUGAGGUAUAG
Molecule: messenger RNA, 4413 nt
Organism: Mobula hypostoma (lesser devil ray)
Lineage: Eukaryota; Metazoa; Chordata; Chondrichthyes; Myliobatiformes; Myliobatidae
Product: glutamate receptor ionotropic, NMDA 2C-like
Exons: 13
Coding region: 412-4413 (1333 amino acids)
Biological process (GO): monoatomic ion transport; long-term synaptic potentiation; excitatory postsynaptic potential
Cellular component (GO): plasma membrane; NMDA selective glutamate receptor complex
Molecular function (GO): NMDA glutamate receptor activity
Source: RefSeq, a predicted model, not a curated record